Caenorhabditis elegans is the source of this 2284-nucleotide messenger RNA. RefSeq names its product Translation initiation factor eIF2B subunit epsilon (gene eif-2Bepsilon). NCBI's taxonomy places the organism in Eukaryota, Metazoa, Nematoda, Chromadorea, Rhabditida, Rhabditidae. The record is from RefSeq and is marked reviewed.
GAUAUUCGUUAUGACGCCUCCUGUCUCAGCAUUCAAGAAAACUCCGAAAAAAGAAGAGCAUCCUUUGGUUGCUAUUGUUAUUUUAGAUGCUUUUGAUCAAAGAUUUGCGCCGACUCACGAGUCGUAUCCGUGCUUUGGAACCAUCCCCAUUUGUAAUGUUCCUGCAAUCAAUUUUGCCCUCUCCUGGCUUAUGCGAACGGAAGUAAAAAAUGUAAUGCUAGUUGUCAGUGGAUUGAAUGCAGAUCAUGCAACAAGCGUACAAAGAGAGUGGAGAUUAGCCUUCGAUGAAUUCACAGUUGUCGUUUGUGAUGGAGCGAGUAGUGUGGGCGAUUGUAUGCGAGAGAUACACAAUAGAGAACUGAUCACAGGCGAUUUCAUGCUCAUCUCGAAUCCAACUGCGGUUGUUAGCAGUACAUUGAGUGCACAAAUCUCGGAAUUCCGUAAGCGAAGAAGAGAAAACCCGGAUAAUGUGAUGACUCUUCUCUACAGUAAUCGCGAAAAUCCAGAACAUUUGGUUCUUGGAAUUAAUUCAGAAACAAGUAAACUGAUGCUCUUCCCGGCUGCGAACUCGCUAAAUCAAUUGAAAGCAUCGAAAAAAGAUUUCUAUGACGAGGUUGAUAUUCGCCGAGAUCUAACACCAACCGGAAUCGCUUUUUGUAGUCGACUGAUUGCUACUCAAUUCAGUGAUAAUUUUGAUUUUGUCGGAAUUGAUGAUGUUGUUCGAGAAAUUCUAUCAAAAGACGAUAUUCUUGGAAUGAGCGUUCAUGUCGAGGUUUUGUCACCGAAGGAAAGAGCAUUUUGUGCAUAUGACUACGAAUCAUUAAUUCUUCUAAAUAUUCUGAUGCUCGAAAGAUGGUUCUAUCCACUCGUUCCCGAAAAUUCAGAUCCGUCUCGAUAUUUCUCUGCAAACCCUCGGAAUUUAUAUUUAGAAGAGAAUGGAGAUGAGAUCAGUAUAAAAGCCAAUACCUGGAUACUGAAUAAUAAUUGCUCUACCGUAUGCCUCGGCGUCAAAACGGACAUCGCCUAUGACGCUUUCAUUCGCAACUCGUGCAUUGGUGCCCACACUGAAAUUUCCUCGAAAACUCGAAUCACUUCAUCAAUGAUUGGAAAAAAUUGUAAAAUCGGAGAAAACUGUGUGAUAGAGUACGCGUUUAUCGGAGAUGAUGUUGUUAUUCCAAAUGGCGCACACAUUCCGAAAGAAUCGAUUAUAGGAAAUGGAGUAAUGUAUCCAAAAGAGCUUCCAAAUAUCCAAAAUACUGCGAUUUUCAAAAAUGCAAUCAAUGAGGAAACUUUUGAGAAAUUAAGUUCUCAGCCAAUUGGGAAUGUUCAUGUAUCGAAAUUCCGAAAUGGUGGACCAUUCUGGAGACGAUCGGUUAACGGAAAAACUAAUUUUGCAUUGGAAGAAGAUGAUUCUGAAUCCGAAUAUUCUGAAUCUGAAGAAGAAGACGAUGGAGUAGGAAACUCAACUAAAAUGUUCCAUGAUGAAGUUUUAGAAUCAAUGCAGAAAAUUUUGGAAUCUGAAAAUUCGUUGAUGCGGAAUCUCAUUUUGGAAAUCAACUCUUCAAAGUUAGCUUGCAAUGUAACAAUGGACGAGGUUGCUAGAAAUGUAUUCGCUGCAUUCAUGAAAUUGAAACAUAAUCAAGAUUUUAAUAAGAUGAAAGAACUUAUUGUUAAAUGGCAACCUCUUUUCCUGAACUACUAUAAAACAUCGGCGGAAUCGCUCAAAGUAAAAUCUGCAGAUCAAAAACGAUUUGAGUUGGAUUUAAAACGGAGAUGCCAAAUUCAACUUCUUCUUGCCAUUGAAGACAAAUUUGAUAGAGAUGAGAGUUUUGGAGUAAAAGCUCAGGCAUUGGUUCACUAUUUGUAUCAAGAAGCAGAUAUAUUGGAUGAAGAUUCGAUUAUUGAAUGGGCAGGGUCUAUUGCAGAAGAAUCUAAAUUGAAGGGGCUUAUGAAAAAGAUUGUUGAUUGGUUACAAGAAGAUGAUGAUGAGGAAGAAUCGGAGGACGAAUAGAAAUCAUUAUAUCCACAUUUUUGUUAUUUAAUAUUUAGAAAUGUUUUUCAAACACUAAAAUUUGAUAUAGGGAAUAUUCCAAAUUGUUUUCUAGCUUAUAUUUAAGAAUAAUUUCAAUUUCCCCGUGUUCUUUUGUUUUUAGUAACUCGAAUUGUUGGAAUUUUCCGGGUCUUGUUAUGACUGAAAGUUUUCAACCACUUUUCUUCCCAUAUCAAUCACUUUUUGGCAUAUUUAUUUUUCUUAUUCAUUUUUGAAAUUAUAAAUCAGGUUUUU